ACCGCGCUCCCUCACGGAGGCGCCGCCAUGUCGCGGGCAGCGCGCUCGGCGCGCUCGGUGCGGGCGGCGGCGGGGGCGGCCCGGUCAGCGCCGGCGGCGGCGCCCAGACCCGUGCGGAUCCUCAUCCCGGCGGGGGGCGCCGCGCCGGGGCCGCCGCUGGGGCCGGUGCUGGGGCAGCGCGGGGUCUCCAUCGCCGCCUUCUGCAAAGAUUUCAACGAGCGCACCCGGGACAUCAAACCCGGGGUCCCGCUGAGGGUCCGGCUGCUCGUGCAUCCUGACCGCACCUACUCGCUGACCAUCGGGACCCCCCCCACCUCCUACUUCCUCAAGGCCGUGGCCGGAGUGGAAAAAGGAUCGGGCAGACCUGGCCACGCCCCGGCCGGGCUGGUGUCUCUGGCUCAGCUGUUCGAGGUGGCGCUGGCCAAGCAGCGGGACCCGGCCCUGCGUGCCCGGGGCACGGCCCUGCCCGCCCUGCUGCGCUCCCUGCUGGGCUCUGCCCGCAGCCUCGGCCUGCUCGUGGUGCCCAGGCUGACCCCCCAGGCCGUGGCCGAUGUCCAGCGCCGGCGCCGGGAGCUCGAGGCGGCCGCAGCCCCCCCGGAGGGGCAGGAGGGUGAGGAGGGGGCGGCCAAGAAGAAAUGACCCCUCCCCCAAAAAACCCCCAAAAAACCCCAAAA
Molecule: messenger RNA, 674 nt
Organism: Oenanthe melanoleuca
Lineage: Eukaryota; Metazoa; Chordata; Aves; Passeriformes; Muscicapidae
Gene: MRPL11
Product: mitochondrial ribosomal protein L11
Exons: 5
Coding region: 28-639 (203 amino acids)
Biological process (GO): translation
Cellular component (GO): ribosome; mitochondrial large ribosomal subunit
Molecular function (GO): structural constituent of ribosome; large ribosomal subunit rRNA binding
Source: RefSeq, a predicted model, not a curated record